AUGAAUGCACAAAGAAAUAAUGUUGAAGGAACAUCUGGACCUACUAGUAAAGGUCUAGAUCAAUUUCCUGAAUCUCCAAACUCAACAUUCUUUGUUCCAGAAGAUACAGCUGGUCCAGAUUUGGUUUUUAUAGUUCAAUUUAAAGGUCCUGGUGAAAACUAUAUAGAUUAUUCAGUAAAAAAGUUGCAAAGACUUAAAAAAAGAAAAGGAUUAAGGAAAUAA
Entrophospora sp. SA101 is the source of this 222-nucleotide messenger RNA. Lineage: Eukaryota; Fungi; Glomeromycota; Glomeromycetes; Entrophosporales; Entrophosporaceae. The record is from the annotation of a GenBank genome assembly.